AUGCGUGCCGCCGGCACCCUCCUCGCUCUUGUUAGCACACUCGCCCUGGCCUCAAAAUGCCCCUCUCGCCUCUACUCGGAAUGGCUCGCCUCUUCCUUUGUCGAUCGUAAGACCGUCGUCGACGCUGGCUAUGGUCCUGCCGUCCUGUACGACGGCAUCGCCCGCGCGGCCGCCCAUGUCGACAAUGCGACCCUGCUCCGCGCCGCUGAGACGGCCGUGUCUUCCCUUGUCUCAGAAGACGGCGUUCUCGACGGCUGGGAUCCGGAGUGGUACUCCCUUGACGACAUCCGCAUCGGCAACAACCUCCUCUGGUUCUACCAGCGCACCAAUGAAACCAAGUACAAGGUCGCUGCCGACGGCUUACGGCAGCAGCUGAACCGCUGGCCGAGGACCCGAGCGGCGGGUUCUGGCAUCAUGUGGCUGGACGGGAUCUACAUGGCGGACACGUUUUAUGCGACAUACGUCUCGCUGUUUGAGCAGCAGAACACAACGGCGUGGAACGAAAUUGCGUUGCAGUUUGACCUGAUUGAAGAGCACACGCGCAAUCACACGAGCAAUUUGCUCGUCCAUGGAUACGAUGAGGUCAAGGACGCUGUGUGGGCGGAUCCCGUCACCGGCGCGAGUCCCUUGGUUUGGAACCGCGCCGUAGGAUGGUACUUUAUGGCGCUUGUCGAUACCCUGCAGGUUUACCCCAAGGAGCACCCUGCCUACAAGCGGCUGCUGAACUACUUCGUCACGUUAGCGGAUGGGUUGGAGAGAAGUCAGGAUGAGGGGGGUGGGUGGUGGUUGAUCAUGAACGAGGGGUAUGAGGCCCGCGAGGGCAACUAUAUCGAGUCAAGCGCCGCAGCCAUGUUCUCGUAUGGCCUGCUACGGGGCGUGCGGGACGGGCUUCUCCAGGACAAGUACAAGGACGUCGGGUUGAAGGCAUAUGAUUUGUUGACCAGCGACUUCAUCCGGGAUGACAAGAACGGGUCCAUCAGCUUUUUGGGCACCGUUCGUGUGGGUAGCUUGAACUCGAAUGCGAGCUUUGAGUACUACGUCAGCAUUCCAGUUGUUGAAAAUGACGCUCGUGGUGGAGGUUCGUUCAUGUUCGCAGCGAUCGAGGCCGAGCAAGCCUAG
This is a messenger RNA of Colletotrichum spaethianum, 1119 nucleotides long. RefSeq names its product unsaturated rhamnogalacturonyl hydrolase YteR. Bases 1 to 1119 code for a protein of 372 amino acids. Lineage: Eukaryota; Fungi; Ascomycota; Sordariomycetes; Glomerellales; Glomerellaceae. The transcript has 3 exons. Gene Ontology annotation, biological process: carbohydrate metabolic process. The record is from RefSeq and is a predicted model, not a curated record.